Messenger RNA from Sinocyclocheilus rhinocerous, 11489 nucleotides. RefSeq names its product dystrophin-like. The transcript has 76 exons. Gene Ontology annotation, cellular component: plasma membrane. Bases 133 to 10641 code for a protein of 3502 amino acids. Gene Ontology annotation, molecular function: zinc ion binding; protein binding. The record is from RefSeq and is a predicted model, not a curated record. NCBI's taxonomy places the organism in Eukaryota, Metazoa, Chordata, Actinopteri, Cypriniformes, Cyprinidae.
UACUGUAUUUGAGGUUCAGUUUGUUCGCAGGGCAGCGAUUCCCGUCAUUGGUGGGGUCUUGGUGUCUCCUUCCUUUUUCUGUUCAUAAAACUACAGGAUUAAAGGAUUCGACUGCAGUUUGGAUCUUGUGUCAUGGCAGAAGCAGGUAGCCAACAGAACCAAUGGGAGGAAGGUUUUGAGGAUGAAUUCGGAGAAAUUAUCAAAACUCGAUCAGAUGAAAGAGAAGAUGUUCAAAAGAAAACCUUCACGAAAUGGAUAAACUCACAGUUUGCUAAGACAAGAAGACCCCCUAUCGAUGACCUCUUCAUUGAUCUGUGUGAUGGCCGGCGUCUUCUUGAACUCCUGGAGGGUCUGGUUGGCCAUGAAAUAGUUAAAGAACGUGGUUUCACUCGAGUGCACUCCCUCAACAAUGUUAACAGGGCCCUGCAGAUCCUUCAGAAGAACAAUGUUGAGCUGGUGAACAUUGGAGGAGCUGACAUUGUAGAUGGCAAUCAUAAACUGACCCUGGGGCUCAUCUGGAGCAUCAUUCUCCACUGGCAGGUUAAGGAUGUGAUGAAAGAUGUCAUGGCAGACCUACAACAGACAAACAGUGAAAAGAUUCUGUUAAGUUGGGUCAGGCAGUCUACUAAAAACUACAAAGACCUCAAUGUGGUCAACUUCUCCAGCAGCUGGGCCGAUGGUUUUGCCUUCAAUGCGCUCAUUCACAGCCACAGGCCGGAGCUGUUUAACUGGAGUGUGGUGGAACAACAGGAUAAUGCCAUUGAGAGACUGGAUCAUGCAUUCAACGUUGCAGAGAAGAGUUUAGGCAUCGACCGACUGUUGGACCCUGAGGAUGUUGCUACAGCUCAUCCAGAUAAGAAAUCCAUCAUUAUGUACGUCACCUCCCUGUUCCAAGUGCUGCCCCAUGGCGUGAGCAUGGAGGCCAUCCAAGAGGUGGAGACCCUCCCUCGAGCUACAGUAACCAAGGAGGAGCACUUCCUCUUUCAAACCCAACAGCGUUACUCCCAGCAGAUCACAGUCAGUGUGGCCCAGAGUCGUGUCCGCAGCCCGUCUCCCUCCUAUAAGCCUCGAUUCAAAAGCUAUGCCUUCACUCAAGCUGCCUACGUCAAGACGCCCGAACAGCAGAGGAAGUUCCUCACCACACAGUCUCCAGACAAGCCCGAUGAACUGCGACCGUCCCCCAGUCCCCUGCCACAGGGGCUAAAUGAGCUGGAAAGCUACCAGAGUGCUCUGGAGGAGGUCCUGACCUGGCUGCUCUCCGCGGAGGACGGCUUGCAAGCACAGCCACCCAUCUCCUCUUUUGUCGAAGAAGUCAAAGAGCAGUUUCAUACCCAUGAGGGCUACAUGGUGGAGUUAACGUCUCAUCAGGGCAGCGUGGGCCGGGUUCUCAAAGCAGGAAGUGUGUUGUUGUCUGGAGGGCAGCUGACUGAUGAUGAAGAGAGGGAGGUGCGGGAACAGAUGAAUCUGCUCAACUCUCGCUGGGAACAUCUGCGUGUGGCCAGUAUGGAGAGACAGAGCAGGCUUCAUGAGGUUUUGAUGGACCUGCAGCACCAGCAGCUGAAGCAGCUCUCUGAUUGGCUGGACACAACUGAAACUCGAAUUAAAAGAAUGGGAGCACAGCCUUUAGGACCCGAACUUGAUGACAUAAAGCGACAAAUUGAAGAGCAAAAACUCUUACAGGAAGAUCUGGAGCUGGAGCAAGGGCGAGUGAACUCUCUGACUCAUAUGGUGGUGGUAGUAGAUGAGAACAGUGGUGAUGGCGCCACCGCAGCCUUAGAGGAAAAACUGCAGAACCUUGGGGAACGAUGGGCAGCGAUCUGCAAAUGGACUGAAGAGCGUUGGAUCCUUCUUCAAAAGAUCCUGCUGUGCUGGCAGCAUUUCUCUGAGGAGCAGCUGCUGUUUGAUUCUUGGCUGACUCAGAAGGAGGAGUUAGUGCAGACUAUCCAAAACAGCGGCACAAAUGACCCAAAUGAAGUGGCCGCCAACCUAAGGAAGCUCGCCAUUUUAAAAGCAGACCUGGAGUUGAAAAGGCAAACCAUGGAUAAGCUUUGCUCCCUCGUUCAAGAUUUGCUGACCAACAUUAAGAGCAAAGAGGCCGCUGGGAAACUAGAGGCAAAGCUGGAGAGGUUUGCUCAGCGCUGGGACAAAUUGGUACAGUCGCUUCAGCUCACCAGCACCAAGUUUUCAACUAUUGUCACUACAUCCCAGUCGGAGCUCACGCAUACAACCAUGGCAACUGUCACCAAGGUGACCACAAACCAGAAAAAGAUGGUGAAGCAUACUAAGGAGGGCAUGUCUACCCCUCCACCUCAGAAGAAGCGACAGAUUGUCACUGAUUCAGAACUGCGGAAAAGAUUUGAUGUGGACUUCACUGAAAUUCACAGUUUUAUGACUCGUUCAGAGGCUGUUUUGCAAAAUCCAGAGUUCUCAAUCUCCCGUAAGGAAGGCAGUGUGGCAGACCUCUAUGAGAAAGUGCUGGCAAUUGACAGGGAAAAAACUGAAAAGUUCAGGAAGUUACAAGAAGCCACUCGUUCAGCCCAGGCUUUGGUGGAUCAGCUCACUAGCGAUGGUCAGAAUUCCGAGGACAUCCAGCAGGCGGCUCAGCAGUUACGUGCUCGAUGGGUCGACUUCUGCGCUCUCCUGGCCGAAAGGCUGGCAUGGUUGGCAUACCAGACCAAAGUCCUGGCCUUCUACAAUCUCUUCCAGCAACUGGAGCAGGCUGUGGGAACCGCUGAGAACUGGCUGAAGGUGCAGUCGCCGCCCGCGUGCGAGCCGGAGCCUCUGAGGAUUCAGCUGGAGCGUUGCAGGGAUGAGAUCGCUCGUCUCUCCGCUCUACAACCACAAGUGGACAAGCUGCAUGAACAACUUCAGGAGCUGCAGCAGAAAGAAGAGACGCCUGUUCUCUUUGAUGCUGACAUUUCUGCCUUCCAAGAGCACUACCACCAUGUCCUCGAGGACCUGAGGGCCAGGGAACGACAGCUUGUUCUGGUCCAGUCUAGUCUUCCACCAGCACGUUAUAAGGAUGUGAUGGCAGCGCUGCUGGCCUGGCUGCAGCAGUGUGAGAAUAAACUAGCCAUCCCCUCCACAGCAGUGACUGAGUAUCCUGUCAUGGAGCAGAGGCUCAAAGACAUCAAGGCAAUUCAAGCAGCACAGAAGGACCAUCAGGGUGACGUGGAUGACCUCAAUAAAAUGGCUGAGCAGGUGUUCCAGAAAGUGCCUCCAGAGAUCUGUCAGAAGUACCGGACCGAGCUGGACAAUGUGAUGGUGCGCUGGAGGCGUGUGUCUGAGCAGCUGGAGGAGAAUAUCCAGAAGCUGCAGGAUCACAUGACCAAAUUACAGCAGUUCCAGAAUGACACAAAGACUCUGCAGAAGUGGAUGGCAGAAGUGGAUGUUUUCCUGAAUGAGGAAUGGCCAGCUCUGGGAGAUGCAGAGGCUUUGGAGAAACAGUUGGAACAGUGCACGGCUCUGGUGAACGACAUCCACACCGUCCAACCAAGUCUGAAUGGCAUCAAUGAGGUGGGACUGGCCUUGAAGAGGGAAGCUGAGACACCGUUUGCCAUCAAAAUACAGAAGAUGCUUGAUGAGCUCAAUGCUCAGUGGGAGCUCAUUUGCAAACAGGCAUAUGCUAAGAAAUCAGCCCUGAAAGGAGGGCUGGACAUGACGGUGAGUUUGAGGAAGGAGAUGCAGGAAAUGCAGGAGUGGAUCACUCAGGCAGAGGAAGAGUAUCUGGAACGAGACUUCCAGUACAAGACACCUGAGGAGCUCCAUAAGGCGGUGGAGGAACUGAAGCGGGCUCAAGAGGAAGUCCAUCAAAAGGAAACAAAGGUGAAGCUACUGACGGAUAAAGUCACCAAUUUCAUUUCAAAGGCUCCUCCUGCGGCCCAUGAUGCCCUAAAGGCAGAACUGGAUGUUUUGACUUCUAACUACCAGCGACUGUGCAGCCGGCUCGAUGGAAAAUGCAAGACUUUAGAGGAAGUGUGGGCAUGCUGGUGUGAGCUGCUGUCUUAUUUGGAGUUGGAGAAUGCCUGGAUGGACCUACUGGAGAAGAAACUUGAUGAAACCGAAAGCCUUCAAGGAGGUGUAGAGGAAAUAGAAGAAGCUUUGACUUCUUUAGACACCAUGAUUAGAGAGCAUCCUGAAUAUAACCGCAACCAGAUUCGUGAAUUAGCCCAGACCCUUAUGGAUGGCAGAGUCCUUGAUGAGCUCAUACACAAAAAACUGGAGGACUACAACACACGCUGGGAUGAACUAAUGCAAAGGGCUCUACAAAGGCGACAGCAGCUGGAGAAGAGCUUGCAGUGGGCCCAGGAGAACGACAAAACCCUGCGCCUCAUUCAGGACUCUCUGAACACCACUGACCGACAUUUGACUGCUUACAUAGCAGAUGGCAUAGACGCUGCACAGAUACCUCAGGAGGCACAGAAAAUUCAGACUGAGUUGAAUGGUCAUGAGGUGACUCUCGAUGACAUGAAGAAAAAGGCUUUCGAGGUUGACGCAUCAGAGAAAGUGAUUGGAGAAAUUGAUGCGACAUAUGAUAAACUAUUGCAUGUUAAAGGCAAGUUCCGGCUUUUCCAAAAGCCGGCUAACUUUGAUCAACGGUUGAGGGAAUGUGAGCGAGUGUUAGAGGAGGUGAAAGGGAAGCUGGGAGUGCUGAGUAUUCGGAGUGUGGAGCAGGAGGUGGUACAGUCACAGUUGGAGCAAUGCAUGAAGUUCUAUAAGAAUCUGAGUGAGUUGAAAUCGGAGGUGGAGACAGUGAUAAAGACGGGAAGACAGAUUGUGCAGAAGCAGCAGACAGAGCAACCCAAAGAGCUGGACGACAGGCUGACGGCCCUCAAACUCGCAUACAAUGAUUUGGGUUCACAGGUAACAGAAGGAAAGCAGGAACUGGAGAAGCUUUUAAAGUUAUUAAGGAAGUUUAGGAAGGAGGUAAACAGUCUGACAGAAUGGUUGGCAACUACUGAUGAGGAACUGACGCGCCGCUCUUCAGUGGAAGGCAUGCCAAGCGAUUUGGAUGCAGAGUUGGCUUGGGCAAAGGCGACUCAGGAGGACACUGAGCGUCAUAAGCCACAGCUGAAACUGGUGAGGGAGUUGGCAGAGACCCUGACGGGUUUACUUCGUAGCCAGGAGAACCUGAUUGAUGACAAGGUCAGUCUGCUCAACUGCAACUGGAUCGCAGUGACGUCACGGAGCGAGCAGUGGCUGAAACUCCUGCUGGAUUAUCAGAGUCAAAUGAAAACACUUGAGCAGAACAUUUCUCAGAUCAACACCUGGAUGGAUCGUGCUGAAGAAAUGCUGGAUGAGAUGGACAGCCAGGGCUGUGUCGAGCACGUUAUAAAGGGUUUGCGGAUGGAGCUGGAGGAGGUGAAGAGGAAGGUUGAAGUGGUGCAGGUUCUGGCAGAGGACCUUAUAAAGAACAGAGGGGAACACUGUAAAGCUCAAGUGAAACCGAAGCUAGAACAGCUCAAUCAACGAUUUGACAUUGUUGCAAAGAGGAUUUUAUUGGGACAGGCCUCCUCUCAAGAGUUAGAUGAAUACCAUAGACAGGCUAAUAUAUGGCUCCGGGUGCUGGACGAGGAGAUUAAAUUAGGUGAAAGUCUAAAAGAGGAAGAUUUUCUGGAGGAUGUGGGCAUAGAUGAGGAUGCCCUAAAUGAACUGUUCUUAAAAGGAGAAAAUCUCCUCAAGAGAACUCCUAGCGGGGAGAAAAGAGAGGCUGUCCGUGAGAAACACAAUCUUUUUCAUGACAAAUAUGACACUCUGAAGGAGCUGCAGUUUUUGCUGCAGUGUAUCGCUGAAAACGAAGCUGUGCUGAACUCUCCUGAGCGCUGGUCUGCAGCAUUCAUCAACGUUCCCCAACAAGACAAGUGCCUUAAGGAGGUUAAAGUUAAUCUGGAUAAACUGGAGAGUCCAGUGACGGAAGUUCUGGGAAGGGGUGCCUCUUAUCCGGAGAAGAGUUUACUGGUCCAGCUGCUCAGAACCAACUGGGAAAACCUUAAAAAGCUCUAUCAUGACCGACUUGCACGCCUUGAAAAAGCCAAGAAAUUCAGUGAGGAGCAUAAAACGCUUGACUAUUGGCUCACAGAUGCUGAGAGGACGAUAGUGAAGUAUGAACAAGACCCCAUAAAUAACAGAGACCACCUCAAGGAGCUCCAGUGGGGUUUGGAGAAACAGGAAGCAGCAGUGAAGGGGCUCAAUGCUCUUGGGACAGAUAUGACUCCACAGUGCAGUAAGGACGACAGGGACCACAUUAAACAGCAGCUCGCCUCUAUCAACUCCCGCUGGGCCAAAGUGUCCAACCAGCUCACUGAGAUCAAGAGACGGUCUGCAGGGGCAAAAAUUGUUCUUGCCGAGUUAAAUAAAGACAUGGUGGAGUUUCAGUCCUGGCUGGAUGAUGCAGAGGCUGUGGUUGCACUUCCUGUGGAAACAGGUCACAAGGAACAGCUCAGUGCAACAUUAGAAAAAGUGAAGGCCCAGGUGGUGGAACUGCCGAGCAGGAAGCAAGCGCUUCAUCAGAUCAACAGCAAAGGCUCAUCUCUCCCAGCUGAUAAAGUCAAACCUCUGGAGAAACAUCUAAAGGUUAUCAACAUGCGAUGGGCCAAGGUGUCCACUGUUCUUCCUGAGAAGCAGCGACAAAUCGAGGAUCUCCUGAGGGAUUUGUCUUUGUACCAGGAACAGCUCUCCAAGCUCUCAAUUUGGGCCUCCACUACAAAGAAUCAGCUUGAGCAGUCCCCUACUGCAGUAGACCCAAAGAUUGAGGAGGAUGUAAAGGAAAAGAAACCAGCAGUGGAAGCCGUUUUGGCGAAAGAGAGACCACCAUGCAAACCGGAGAAGGGGCAAUUUGAUGGCCUCAGUGCAGAUUGGACAUCCAUUCAAGUUCUCCUUAAAGACUGGCGAGACAAAUGUCAGCUCGCAGCCGUAACUUUGACUGGUAGUGCAGCAGGAGAUGCAGCCCUUGAUAAAUUCAGUAAAUCCUGGAUGGAGCUUGAUGAUUGGCUCACUCUUUUGGAUCACAUGGUCCAGACUCGGAGAGUAAUGGUCGGAGAUCUUGACGAGAUCAACGAAAUGACGGUGAAACUCAAGUCAACACUGCAAGACAUGGAGCAAAGAUGCCCACAGCUGAACAAACAAAUCACUGCGGCUCAGAACCUGAAGAACAAAACCAAUAACCCUGAGACACGGGCAACCAUUACAGACCGCAUUGAAAACUUACAGGCACACUGGGAAGAUUCCCACGCCAAGCUGACGGACAGGGUCCUUCAACUGCAGAACAUGUAUAAGGACUCUAGCGAUUGGCUGGAGGCCAGAAAAAGGGUGGAGCCUCUCAUUAAGAAAGCCAAUGAAAAACUGGAGAGCUGGAAAAAGGUUUCUCACAGUGCUGAUGAUUUAAAAGGCAUAAAUGCAGAUGUCAAGCAACUUUCUAAGGAUAUCCAGCAGGGGCAAGCUCAGAUGAAUGUCACCAAUGAGCUGGCAAACAAACUACUGACCCUUUAUGCAGACGAUGACACAAGCAAAGUUAAACAAAUGACUGAGAGCAUGAAUCUAGCUUGGGCCAACAUCAAAAAGCGUGCAGGGGACAAGGAGGCAGAUCUGGAAGCCGGACUGCGACAGUUGCAGCAUUUCUACUUGGACCUGGAGAAAUUCCUUAAUUGGCUUACUGAAGCAGAAACCACAACCAAUGUCUUACAAGAUGCCACGUUUAAGGAGGGACUUCUGGAAAACCCUGCCACAGUGCGGCAUUUACUUGAGCAAUGGCAGGAUCUCCAGGCAGAGAUUGAUGCCCACCGGGAGAUGUACCAUUCAUUAGAUGAAAACGGACAGCGUAUCGUGUCAUCUCUGGCAGGAACAGACAAUGCCGUGGUGCUACAAAAACGGCUUGAUGACAUGGGGUAUCGGUGGCAUGAGUUGUGUAACAAAGUUAUGAGUAUAAGGCCCUAUCUGGAUGCAGGUGUGGAUCAGUGGAAACACUUACACAUGUCCUUACAAGAGCUGCUCAACUGGCUGCAGCUGAAGAGGGAGGCGCUAGAAAAGCAGAAGCCAGUAGGGGGCGAUGUGCCGACCGUGCACCAACAACUACUUACGCACAAGGGCUUCAGAAGGGAAUUGGUUGCCAAAGAACCAGUAAUCAAUGGAACACUCGACAAUGCUAAAACCUUCCUUGCUGAGAUGCCUCAUGAGGGUCUGAAACAGAGGCCUGGACAAAAGGAUGUAAGUCCUGAGGAGAGGGUUCAAAAUGUGGGCCGCAUAUUGCGUAAAGAAGUGGAGGAUGUAACGGUGCGAUGGAAGAAUCUGGGUGCAGCUGCCGUUGACUGGCAGCAACAGCUGGAACUGGCCAUGGAAAGGCUGAUGGAGCUCCGGGAUGCCCAGGAUCAGCUGGACUUCAAGCUACGGCAGGCUGAGACCGUGAAGAAUUCUUGGAGGCCUGUUGGGGACCUGCUCAUAGAUGAUUUGCAAAACCACAUAGACAGAGUAAAGGCGUUCCAGGAAGAGAUUGCUCCCAUCCAGGAUAAUGUAAAUCAGGUGAACCAACUGGCUUCCACAUUUCGACCACCUGACAUUCAACUUUCUCCAGACAACCUGAGCAGAAUUGAUGACCUCAACAUGAGAUGGAGGCUCCUGCAGAUCUCCAUCGAGGAACAUCUGACCCAGAUGACCACAGCCUAUAAGGACUUGGGGCCCCAGUCUCAGAAUUUCUUACAUGCAUCCGUUGAAAGCCCUCUUGAACGCUCUAUUUCGCCCAACAAUGUCCCCUACUAUAUCAAUCACCAGAACCAAACAACAUGUUGGGACCACCCAAAGAUGGCAGAACUGUACCAGUCAUUAGCGGAUCUCAACAACGUACGGUUCUCGGCGUACAGGACGGCAAUGAAGCUCAGACGAAUGCAGAAAGCUCUCUGCUUGGAUCUUCUGGGCAUGUCUGCAGUCUGUGAGGCCUUUGAGCAGCACAAUCUGAAACAGAACGAGCAAUUCAUGGACAUCAUGCAAGUGAUCAACUGUCUGACCAGCAUCUACGACCGUAUGGAGCAGCAGCACAGCAGCCUGGUUAACGUGCCCCUGUGCGUGGACAUGUGUCUCAACUGGCUGCUCAACGUUUAUGAUACAGGACGAGCCGGAAAGAUUCGUACCCUAUCCUUCAAAACAGGAAUAAUCUGUUUGUGCAAAGCUCACCUUGAAGAUAAGUACAGAUUUUUAUUCCGAGAGGUGGCCAGUGCCACAGGCUUCUGUGACCAGCGGCGCCUCGGCCUCCUUCUGCACGACGCCAUUCAGAUCCCCAGGCAGCUGGGUGAGGUGGCGUCUUUCGGAGGGAGCAAUAUCGAGCCCAGUGUGCGCAGCUGCUUUCGGUUUGCCAAUAACAAACCAGAGCUAGAGGCUUCAGUCUUCCUGGACUGGAUGCGUUUAGAACCUCAGUCGAUGGUUUGGCUUCCUGUCCUUCAUCGUGUGGCGGCCGCUGAGGCAGCAAAGCACCAGGCUAAAUGCAACAUUUGUAAGGAAUGUCCUAUUAUUGGCUUCAGGUACCGAAGUUUAAAGCACUUUAACUAUGAUAUCUGCCAAAGCUGCUUCUUUUCUGGCAGAGUGGCUAAAGGUCACAAGAUGCAGUACCCUAUGGUUGAAUAUUGCACACCGACGACAUCAGGAGAGGACGUGAGAGACUUUGCCAAGGUGUUGAAGAAUAAGUUCAGGACAAAGCGCUAUUUUGCCAAGCAUCCUCGCAUGGGUUACCUUCCCGUCCAGACCAUCCUUGAGGGAGACAACAUGGAGACUCCUGUUACACUGAUCAACUUCUGGCCUGUUGACCAUCCGCCGUCAUCUUCCCCCCAACUCUCCCAUGACGACACCCACUCACGCAUCGAGCAUUAUGCUAGCAGGCUAGCUGAAAUGGAGAACCGAAAUGGCUCGUAUGUGAAUGACAAUGUAUCGCCUAAUGAAAGCAUGGAUGAUGAGCAUCUGCUGAUCCAGCACUACUGCCAGAGUCUGAAUCAAGGCUCUCCUCUCAGUCAGCCGCAGAGCCCCGCUCAGAUCCUCAUCUCAAUGGAGACUGAAGAGAAGGGAGAGCUUGAGAGAGUGCUCAACGAUCUGGAGCAGGAAAACAGGAAGUUGCAAGCAGAGUACGAUCGUCUGAAGAAGGCACAUGACCACAAGGGUCUGUCGCCGUUGCCCUCACCCCCACAGAUGCUGCCCGUCUCACCCCAGAGUCCACGCGACGCUGAACUGAUCGCUGAAGCUAAACUACUGCGACAGCACAAGGGACGUUUGGAAGCAAGAAUGCAAAUCCUGGAGGAUCACAACAAACAGCUGGAAUCACAGCUCAGACGCCUUAGACAGUUACUUGAGCAGCCACAGACUGAGUCCAAGGUGAAUGGCACUGCCCUGUCCUCCCCCUCCACUGCCUCUCCGAGAUCUGACACCAGCCUGGCCUCACUGCGUGUGGCCGCAAGCCAAACCACAGAGACGAUGGAUGAUGAUGAGCUGUCCAGUCCCUCCCAGGAUGCAAGCACUGGCUUAGAGGACGUCAUCGAGCAGCUCAACGAUUCCUUCCCUCACAGCCAAGGUCCUAAUGUGGGAAGUCUUUUCCACAUGGUUGAUAACAUUGGACAUGCCAUGGAGUCGUUGGUUAAUGUAAUAACUGAGGAGCGGGAUUUAGACUGAAGAUGUCUUCUCCUAGUUGCAUGCUUUUUGUAGUGUCAACAACUGGACAGGAUAUGUUUACAAUGGGAAUAUAAAUAAAAAUCUAUUUUUCUGAAGGAUCGCGGUUCCACAUUGUAGAUUUGAUCUUUAGUAGUUUCUUACAGCCAGUCUAGAAUUGUUUAUUAAUUAAAAAAAGGUUUUUAAACUUCUAUGCAAUUGUACAAAAAUAGAACGACAGGUGUGUGAUAACAUGCAACAUUACGUGCCAUGUCUUUGUACGGAGUGGAGCGCAUUUUAAAAAAGUGUUUUGUCUAAAUGGGUGACUGAGUAUACGCAAGGGUGCUUUAUCAACUAAUUUUGUUUGUAACAAAAUAACAAAUGCAUAUUAAAAGGCAAGCCCGUUAUACUUGUGCGUGUGCGAAAGAGUGUGUGUUUGAAACAUGUCUGUAUGUUUUUCUGUACAAUAUGUAACCCGUCCCGUUCAACUACUGCAGACAUCAUGCAAAGAAAAGACAUUUGUCAUGAUUUAUUAUUAUUAUUAUUAUUAUUAAAGGCAUACUGAUUAAGGUUAAAUACUGUCUACCUCACAGAUAUUCACUUUCUUCAUGCUCUGUCCGUGCUUAUUAAUGGAGCAAUAAGAAGCAUGAUCAUAGUAUUUGUAUAUUAUUGACAACUCUCAUGUUAGAGAGUUUUUUUUUUUUUUUUAAAGCUUGUUUCCACCACGGAAUAAAAAAAUUACUUUUUGUCUGAAUUCUGACUUCUUUUUUUUCUCAGAAUUGUGACAAAAUCACAAUUGCAAUUGAGUUGUGAGAUUAAAGGCACAAUAUGUAAUUUUCACCGCUAGGGGGCGCAUAUUCAAAAUAAACAAA